Messenger RNA from Sinocyclocheilus grahami, 3051 nucleotides. Its product is annotated as T-cell activation Rho GTPase-activating protein-like. The transcript has 11 exons. The coding region runs from base 19 to 2460 and encodes 813 amino acids. Lineage: Eukaryota; Metazoa; Chordata; Actinopteri; Cypriniformes; Cyprinidae. Gene Ontology annotation, biological process: regulation of Rho protein signal transduction; signal transduction. Gene Ontology annotation, molecular function: GTPase activator activity. The record is from RefSeq and is a predicted model, not a curated record.
AACUGGAUCGCAAGCAGCAUGCUGAAACUCCUCUCAAAGAGUCCGGUUUGGGAACAGGACCUUCGGGAUAAACCGUGUGAGACUCUGGACGUGGGCUGCGCUGUUGAAAGAGUGCUCAGGAUGAGGAGGAGAGGAAGUUAUGAUGGCACUACUGCUCCCAUACAGCCACACCUGCGGGGUCUGGCGCAGAGGAGACGUUCUGCACCAAACCUGGUGCUGGGCAAAGCUUUAGGAAUGACUUGGAGUCCAAUAAGGGAAGAAGCUCAGUGUCUGGUGGCGGUGGAUCAGUGUCCCUUCGUGCUGGGAUUGACCAGCGAGAACUCCGAGCUGAUUCUGGAUGAAUGUGCUCAGCUGACCGAAGGACUAAAGACCAGAGAUAGACACCUCUUCCUCCUCAGUGACGCCCUAGUCAUCGCCAAGCUCAAGUCAAAUGCAAGCUACAGACUGAAACACAGGAUUGAUCUGAAGGACCUGUGGGUGUGCGGCUUUGAAAAUGAUGACGACGAGGCAGAGGACGAAGAUACAGAUGUUGAUCUAAGAACAUCUAUCGUAUUGGCUUGGUCUGUUUCUCUUUGCUUGGCCUCAUUCUGUUUGCCUGAGCUAAAGGACCACUGGCUAGAUACUCUACACAGUUUGCCUGAGCUAAAGGACCACUGGCUAGAUACUCUACACAGUCUUCUCAUGUUUUUGGUCCUCCAACAGGAAAUACUCCUGUUGUUGUUCAGGAAGGGUCCAUUUACUGAGGGUGUCUUCAGAGUCUCAUGUAACAGCAAAAACCUGAAUGCUCUCAAAGAACAGCUGAACUCUGGAGCCCAGGUGGACAUGGAAGCCCUGCCUGUGACGCUCCUGGUUGGAUUGUUGAAGAUUUUCCUGAAGGAACUCCCUGGAGGCCUGCUGGUAUUUGAGCACUAUGAAAGCUGGAUCAGUGCUCUAGAGAAAGAAAGGACAGAGGAUGCUCAGAGAGAGCUGAGAAGAAUGGCUGAGAAGUUGCCGAAAGCAAACAGUCUCCUCCUGCAGCACCUGCUGUGCCUGUUUCACCACAUCAGUCAGCAUUCAGAAACCAACAAAAUGGAUGCCAAGAACCUGGCAGUGUGCAUUGCUCCAACCUUGCUGCAUCGUGACAGCCAGCCCCUAGACAGGGAUGAUGUAGCAAAGGCCACAAAUCUUAUCCAAUUCCUUAUCGAAAAUUGCUGUGAGGUAUUUGGAAAUGCUAUCCUGAAGCUUUUUGGUGAUUUAGAGGAUCAGGAGUCCAUAGACAACUCAGAUUCAGCCUCGCUGGUGUCCCCUGAUAUCUCUUUUGAUGUCCACCAGCAUGACUCAGCAUACGACAGCACAGAUCCUGAUGUCGAUUGUGAUUGUCUAGAAGCUGAGAGCCGGUCUCAGGAGGACAACAUGAUGCCACAUGGGAGCCCAGGUCUAUGCCAACUUGAACGCUCUGACAUUCAUUCUUGUUCCUCUGAAGCUAUAUUUGAUUCUUUCACAAAUCCCUUCAAUCGCCGGUGCUCUGAGCCCUCCAUUUUUCCUUCUGCCCCCAUGACGGGUUUAAGAGAGCUUGCCCGCAGCCAUGACAACUUUUCGACAGAGAAGGAAGACUUUGACGACCAACCACUCAAGAAGCAGAACUCGGAUGACUCUUUCUUGCAUCCCCACCGCUGUGAGAACAGAAGAUCCCAGAUGGCCAAGACUUUGAACAUGGACUUGCCAAUUAGUGUGUCUUCUCCAACAUCUAAGGCUGGUUCCUGCCCAUCGUUCUGUUCCUCAGAUAGCACCUCCUCAAAUCUCUCAGAGCAAUCAAUAACCACGUCACCCCAGCCGUCCCCUGCAAGCCCCCGCAAGUCUACUAGGCAUUCAUCCUUUAUGAGUAAACCUAGACAUAGCAAUGCCCAAGGAGACCAGGAAGUGACCCGACGAUCCCUCUCAAUGAGGGCCAAAAGCCUUGGAAACUUUACGUUUAACAGAGGCAGUCUAAAGAAAGGAGAGUCCCAGAAGGAAGUAGUCUUCCCAUGUGAAACUCUCCAAGAGGACUCACAAAAUGAGACAGAGAACAUCGAUGAGCUUGUUCGGCGUCGACGGCCUCUCUCAGCCAUCGAGGUCUUCCAACAUGUGGAUAGUCUUAUGCCAUGCAGACCCCCAUCCUAUGAGCAGGCGCUGCAGACUGGAGCACAACCGGCCCCUCCGCAGUACAGGGCCAUGACUGUCCAACACGCCAGAGAGCUUGGCAGGAAAUCUCGCCCCAUAUCCAUGAACGACUACCUGCUGGACGAUUACAAAGUUAACGAACCAACAGAAUACAUAGAAACUUUCACAGAAAGCAUUCAAUUAGAAGAACCACAGCCGGUGUCGUUCCGGCAGAGGGCCAUGUCUGAGUCAGUGUCCCAGUCGAGGCAUGAACGAGUGUCCCACAGGUGUAGUCAGCCUGUGUUUGAGGAGUUCUCCUAUGCAAAGGAAUCUUAUGUGUGAGUGUUUCUUACUCAAUUGCAAUACUGAACUCCUGCUAAGAUUUAAAGAUGAAGUGUGUAAUUUGUUUGUGAUUAGCAUCACCAAGUGAAAUUGCAAAAACAAUGAUUGUUUUCAAACAGGUUUCCUAAGCACUCCACCCACUUACGUAAUUGAUUGAACUAUUUUUGCUUUGUUGGGCUGGACAGGAUGAUUAACCAAGCAGAGUAAUGUUUUGAUAGUGCCACAAUGUUUACACUUUUCAGAUAAAUCAACCCAUAAAAUGGCUUGCUUAUAGUUACAUUAAGCAAUGGUAGGAGAAUGCAUUUUAACAUAGAAAAUUGCACACUUCAGCUUUAAAAUAGCCUGCAACUAUUAAGCUGUUUAAAUUAGUGACACAUAGAAUUCAACGUGUUACAGCAAUUUCAUAUGCUAAUAUUGAAUCAUUUUAAACUCUUGCCAGUAUGAAGCUAUGUAAAUAGACAGUUAAAAUAAUUCAAUUGUAUAAUAUAGUAAAAUAGUUGGUGGUAUCUGAAGAAUUUUGAUGUAGUAAGAAUGUACAGCUGUUAAUUACAUGAUUUCUGUCUUAUUUCUACUCUUUAUUUCACUACAAUA